Octopus bimaculoides (California two-spot octopus) is the source of this 2540-nucleotide messenger RNA. Its product is annotated as dynein regulatory complex subunit 5. The record is from RefSeq and is a predicted model, not a curated record. Lineage: Eukaryota; Metazoa; Mollusca; Cephalopoda; Octopoda; Octopodidae. Gene Ontology annotation, molecular function: protein binding.
GGAAAUGUCAAGGGAAAAGAGCUGCAGAGUCCAUAUCGCAGAGAAAUACAGUAUUUGCAACAGAUGAGUCUUGGUUAUGGUUGAAGAACAGAGUACUCAAGAAAGAAAGAACACUCCACAUGGCUGCUGAGAGCCAGUCAUUACAAAUGAAUGUCAUUAAGACAAUGCCAAGCAAUUCAGAAAAUAAGGAUUCCAAAGACAUUGGAGAAGAAGGAGAAAUAGAGAAAGAUCAGAAUUCUGCAAGUGACGAAAGAAGAGAUAGUCAGCAUGAUGAGUUUAACAACGUUGUGGAAAAUGCAGAGGCAUUACUUACUGAAUUUCCAACAUCAUUAUCAGACACAUUUUUAUUAAACCCUGCUGCUGACAUGCGCAAAAUGAGAAGAAUCAUCGCCGAAGAUCCAUAUUGGUCAUUGGCUACAGUGCCGUUACUAGAAGAACUCUGUAUCAGACAUAUUGUCGACAACUUUGAAUAUAAUUCAAUAUAUUUUAAAAGCCUGCGACCUGCGCACAAAGCAAGAGUUCUAGAGACGUUAUCGGUCAACUUGCCUCUAAAAAUAACAGCCGAACUUAUUGAAGAAGAAUGCUAUUGGGAAAGGUGUUGCAGGAACCGUUGGGCACUCUGCAAUGUCGCUGAUUACGGCAACAAUUGGAAGCGGAUGUAUUUUGAACGAAACCUAGAGCAUAUCAUUGAGUUCUUUGUACCUGAAAAAACUGAUAUAAGGGAGUUAAAUGAAACUUUGAAAGUCUCUUCAAAUUUUAUCAAACGCAUUGACAUUGGGCAAUUGCUGCCACCUGUUACCCUAGAUGAGAAAUCCAUCGAUUUUUUAGACGAUGGCUCUGAUUCACCAAGCGAGAAAGAACAUGAGUGCGACCAUUUCAAUAUGUAUCCAGUUAUGAAGGCACUGACGUCUCUGGAAGAACUGCAUCUGACUUACAGUGUCAGAGACUGUGGCAUGAAUUUUACUUGGUCUAUGUUUCAUUUCACUAAAAAUGAUUGCCAAAGGUUAUCUGAAGCCAUUCAGUCUUGUAAAACACUGAGAGUUCUUCAUCUUCAUCGAAGCAAAAUUGAUGAUGAAAAGACACGUAUGCUGAUGUAUCAUUUACUAGAUCAUCCGUCUAUGGAAGAAAUUGAUUUGUCACACAACUAUAUUGGCGAUCGUGGUGCCAAAGCAAUCGGCAAAUUGAUAACCAGCUGCGAUAGGAUUUUGAAACUUACAUUAUGUAAUAAUAAAAUUGGGAUUAUUGGAGGACAAGCCCUAGCACACACUUUAAUUAAGACACAUAAACUAAUGUUAUUAAAUUUAAGGUUAAACAGAAUUGGUGACGAAGGAGGACAUUGCAUUUUCAAAGCUCUGACAAAAAAUACAUCUCUUCAAGAGCUGAAUGUGGCGGCCAAUAAGAUGGGAGAGUCAACUGCAAUAGCACUAUCUCAAGUCCUUAGAACCAACAAUAAUUUGGUAUCCAUUGAUAUUUCUUGCAACGAUCUUAAACAGGAUGGUGGCAAACUGAUCAGAGAAAGUCUUGAGGUAAACACAACAGUCACACACUUGGAUCUUAGACUAACAAACUGUGGUCAAGAAGCGGAAUUUCGGAUCAAUCAAAUUUUGGAUCAGAACCAGGAAGCGAAUCGAGAAAGAUUAUUAGAAGAAAUGCGCCAUUAAAUCCGACACUUCUAUUGGGUUUCUUUUAUAUUUAAUGAAAGCUCUGAGUUAUUUUCUUUUUAUUCACUGUUAUUUAAUCCUGAAUCUUUUGCUUUGUCGAGCAACAUCGGCGAACCGAAUUCACAACUCAUUUUCUAUUGGAAAUUAUGAUUCAUGAAUAAAUGCUUUGCAUUUAUUCUGAGAGAAAGGCAUGCAUAUUACAAAUGUCACUACUCAUAUUAAAAAGUAAAGCAAAUUCUUCAAACUGUCCUGAGAUAAAUGAAUAUUUUCUGCUUUUGUCAUUGUGAAAAUGACACGUUGUUACUGAGAUGCCUUUCCCAAGAGAAAUAUUAACUUAUGUAAAUGAAGUAAAAUGCAAAGUAUUUCAGCUGGUAGUAGAAAUUUUCCCGAAGUAAACUAGCAGAGUACAUAUUAACAUGGUUAGAACUCGCUGGACGCUGAAUAAUAUUUGGUUCUUUUGUGGCUCAGUUCACAGAAUAGUCCGGUAUUUUAAGGAAAGGAAAAUCAGUGUGUUUUCAUGCCUUUCGUAAGCUUAUUAAUAAGUGUAGGUGAAAUAGUUGCAAACUGCAUUUUGUUUUUGUUUAUCGUAUCGCGCAUCGAGAGCUAAAAACUCUUGUCAGUUCAUUGUAAUAAUUUUUAUGUACCGGAAUCCUAAUUUUUUGAAGUAUUGGAAUAAGUGAUUCACAGAAAUUAAUGUAACACUCUGUAUGCUUUGAGUUCAAACCAGGCUGAUGCCGACUAUAGGUUUUAUCUAACUGGGGACGAUAGAAUAAGUAUCACUCAGGUAGUGUGUUCGGUUAAGUCGUUUAUAUUUUUUGUUUCACCAAAACCAUCAGGGCAAUCUAUAAAUUUAAUUAAAAUUGAGGGUUUAUGACAUUG